Messenger RNA from Schistocerca cancellata (South American locust), 645 nucleotides. RefSeq lists its product as uncharacterized. The coding region runs from base 1 to 645 and encodes 214 amino acids. The transcript has a single exon. NCBI's taxonomy places the organism in Eukaryota, Metazoa, Arthropoda, Insecta, Orthoptera, Acrididae. The record is from RefSeq and is a predicted model, not a curated record.
AUGGCAGCGCUCCUUGCAAAUGCAGCACUCCUUGCAAAGGCAGUACUCCUUGCGAAGGCAGCACUCCUUGCGGAUGCAGCACUCCCUGCGAAGGCAGCACUCCUUGCGAAGGCACCACUCCAUGCAAAGGCAGCCCUCAUUGCGAAGGCAGCACUCCUUGCGAAGGCAGCACUCCUUGCGAAAGCAGCACUCCUUGCGGAGGCAGCACUCCUUGUGAAUGCAGCACUCCUUGCGAAGGCAACACUCCUUGCGAAGGCACCACCCCUUGCGAAGGCAGCACUCCCUGCGAAGGCAUUACCCUAUGUGAAGGCAGCACUCCCUGCGAAGGCAGCUCUCCUUGCGAAGGCAGCCCUCCUUGUGAGGACAGCACUCCUAGCUAAGGCAGCACUCCUUGCGAAAGCAGCACUCCUUGCGGAGGCAGCACUCCUUGUGAAUGCAGCACUCCUUGCGAAGGCAGCACUCCUUGUGAAUGCAGCACUCCUUGCGAAGGCAACACUCCUUGCGAAGGCACCACUCCUUGCGAAAGCAGCACUCCUUGCGGAGGCAGCACUCCUUGUGAAUGCAGCACUCCUUGCGAAGGCAUCCCUCCUUGCAAAGCACCACUCCUUGCGAAGGCAGCACCCCCUGCGAAGGCAGCACUGCUAG